Molecule: messenger RNA, 1259 nt
Organism: Chaetomium strumarium
Lineage: Eukaryota; Fungi; Ascomycota; Sordariomycetes; Sordariales; Chaetomiaceae
Exons: 2
Coding region: 227-1204 (325 amino acids)
Biological process (GO): SREBP signaling pathway
Cellular component (GO): endoplasmic reticulum; Dsc E3 ubiquitin ligase complex
Source: RefSeq, a predicted model, not a curated record
AGCCGCGCCACGCAGGUUCUGGGCAUCGCUACGAUCGACGUGACGGCAGCCUACCUACGCCAGUGAGCUCUUCCGCUAGAUCACCCUGCCGGUUCUAAUGCAAACCCUCAGUGUUUGCGUGAGAAGGGCAUCUCCAUCCGUCCAGGUGGCAAUCUGAAAACUGGCACACCAACUAUGUGAUCUUUUGGCCACUUGAACACCGGUCUCUCCCAAACUGCGGCGAGCUAUGAACGAUGAUCCGGGCCCGAGCUCUGCGGCCCGGCAGCUACCGCCGCGGUCCGAUGGCGAGCACGGCGUCGGUGAGCACGGUAUGCGCGCCGGCAGGGGAAGCGACGACCAAACUCAGAACAGAUCCGCAUCGCAAAAACAGGAGAAGCAGCGGGAGGGGCUCGCCAAGAAGCUCGAGUUCAUCAGCCACUUGCAGAAGAGCCUGGACAUGAUCGUUUUCGCCUACAUCUGCACCUUGUAUUACAUGGAAUGCUCGUUUUUCCGAUUUGUGCUCCGCCUCCUGCCGCACUACUCCUUCCUAACCCCCAAAGACGGCCUGCUCCUGCCCGCCGAGCAUCCGCACAUAUACACCAUCUUCGUGCCAAGCGUUCUCUGCAUGUUGGCGCACAUUCUCUUCGCCCUGCCGGAAGCCGGGGAAGCGACGCGCGGUUACCUGCACGGAGGUGUCAUCAUCGACUUCGUCGGCCAGAAACCGCCGACGACGAAGCUCGCCUUUUUGUUCCUCGACCUGGUGAUCUUGGGCGCGCAGUGCUUGAUGUUGGCAGUACACCAGGAAAGGGAGAGACUCAAGAAGAUUGUCGUCCCGUCACUGCGGACGCUCCAUUUCAGCGGCGGCCAAACCGGCCAGGCCGUGACGCAGGAGUCGACGCAGGACCAUGAUGCCGAAGAGCGUGGGGUACUGCGAGAUGAGAACGUGGAGGUUCACAGCGCCCAGGAUGCUGAGAGGAACCCGACGGACGGCGAGCGGACGGGAGACACAUAUUCCUCGGCCGUCGCGAAUGCCGAUAUGGUGGAUAUACUAAGGUCCGGCAACGCCGUCCUAUCCAACUUCCAUGUCAUCCACGCUGUCCGAAGCGUGGGGGGCGGUGCUCAGAGUGCCGCAGCGUACUCGCUCCGGUCCCUGGGUUAUAGUGCUACACUUGCCGCGCUCGCGGCAGAACGACGGAGUCGGCUCAUCCGGGGGCAGCAGCGGUAGCAGUACCUAACCUUGCCCUCUUCAGUUAGUUGCACAACACCUCGUUCUCUUCCAC